Molecule: messenger RNA, 1955 nt
Organism: Eufriesea mexicana
Lineage: Eukaryota; Metazoa; Arthropoda; Insecta; Hymenoptera; Apidae
Gene: vas
Product: ATP-dependent RNA helicase vasa
Exons: 3
Coding region: 1-1929 (642 amino acids)
Molecular function (GO): nucleic acid binding; RNA helicase activity; ATP binding
Source: RefSeq, a predicted model, not a curated record
AUGGAUAACGAUCAAGAUUCUUUUUCAUGGACUCAACCUUCUUUCGAUGAAGGUGGACGUAGUUAUGGAAAAGGACGAGGCUUUAUAAUACAAGAUAAUAAUAACGAUGAUUAUAACAUUGGCAAUAAAAGUUUCAAUGGUGGAAGUACUAACAAUGGUGAAUUUAAUAGUAGCCAUAGUUGGCCAUUUAACGAUACCAGUACUGAUUUUGAAGGAACUGGUAGAGGAGGUAGAGGAGGAGGUAGAGGAGGAGGUAGAGAUAAUGGUAGAGGAGGGUUCAGAGGAAGAGGAGGAGGCGGUGGCAAUCGUGGAAGAGGAGGAUUUAGAAAUAGAAAUGGAGACAACGAUGAUAACAAUAGUUACAGAAGAAAUAACGACUAUGGAGAUGACGAUGUUAAUCAAGAUGACAGAAGUAAUAGACGAAAUAGAACAUUUGCUGGCAGAAAUAGCAAUGACGAUGACGAAAUUCAGAAACCUAAAGAACAGUACAUUCCACCAGAGUUACCUAGCGAUGAAAAGUCCUUGUUUGAAAAUGGCGUUGAAAUGGGAAUUAAUUUUGACAAGUAUGACAAUAUCGAGGUUAACGUGAGUGGAGAAAAUGUACCUGAACCAAUAGAACAUUUCGAAGUAGCAGGACUUAGGAGUAUCGUUUUAGAAAAUGUAAGGAAAUCGGGAUAUACAAAGCCCACUCCAGUACAGAAACAUGCUCUUCCAAUUAUAAUGAGUGGCCGAGAUUUAAUGGCUUGUGCUCAAACAGGUUCAGGAAAAACUGCAGCAUUUGCAGUUCCUAUUAUAAAUAUGUUAUUAGAAAGAUCUGCUGAUUUAGUUGUUACUUCAUCAUAUUGCGAGCCACAAGUUGUUAUUGUAUCACCUACUCGAGAACUUACUAUACAAAUAUGGCAACAGAUUAUUAAGUUUGCACAUAAUUCAAUUUUAAAGACUGUAGUUGCAUAUGGUGGAACAUCUGUUAUUCAUCAAGGAGGAAAGUUGUCUGCAGGUUGUCAUAUACUCGUAGCAACACCUGGGAGGUUAUUAGAUUUUGUAGCGAGAAAAAGAAUUAAGUUUUCUUCCUUGCAGUUCUUGGUGUUAGAUGAAGCUGAUCGUAUGUUAGAUAUGGGAUUUUUACCUAGUAUCGAAAAAAUCGUAGAUCAUGAGACUAUGGUUCCUCUAGGUGAAAGGCAGACAUUAAUGUUUUCUGCCACUUUCCCAGAUGAAGUACAACACUUGGCAAAAAGAUUUCUAAACAAUUAUUUAUUCCUCGCAGUUGGUAUCGUGGGUGGAGCUUGUUCAGAUGUCGAACAAAAUUUUUAUGAAGUUGCCAGAUAUAAGAAAAGAGAUUUACUCAAAGAAAUCUUAGAAAGAGAAAACGAUGCAGGUACAUUAAAGGGUACCUUAGUGUUUGUUGAAAUGAAGAAGAAAGCUGAUUUUAUUGCUGUUUUCUUAUCGGAGAAUAAUUAUCCUACUACCAGUAUUCAUGGUGACAGAUUACAAAGACAAAGAGAGGAGGCAUUAGCUGACUUUAAAAGUGGAAGAAUGUCAGUUUUAGUAGCCACAGCUGUUGCUGCUAGAGGUUUAGAUAUAAAAAAUGUUUCACACGUUAUAAACUACGAUUUGCCGAAGGGAAUUGACGAGUAUGUUCAUCGCAUCGGGAGAACUGGUCGCGUAGGAAACCGAGGAAGAGCGACUUCUUUCUUUGAUCCGGAAGACGAUGCACCACUACGAGGUGAUCUUAUCAGAAUAUUGAAACAAGCAGGCCAACCUAUUCCAGAUUGGUUAAUGGGUGGAAACGCAAGUAGGAACUUUAUGCCUGGAAAAGGCAGAAGCAAAUUUGGAGGCGAAGAUAUUCGAGGGAUGGAACCAGCUGCAGAACAAUAUACCGAAGAUGCGUUCACAUCCGCUGAAAUACUUGAACCAGAAGAAGAAUGGUAGAAUAUAUGUUUCUCCAUUUAUGUACU